Diaporthe amygdali is the source of this 219-nucleotide messenger RNA. RefSeq lists its product as uncharacterized. NCBI's taxonomy places the organism in Eukaryota, Fungi, Ascomycota, Sordariomycetes, Diaporthales, Diaporthaceae. The transcript has 2 exons. The coding region runs from base 1 to 219 and encodes 72 amino acids. The record is from RefSeq and is a predicted model, not a curated record.
AUGACCGAACGCCCCUCGCCAUCAUGUUUGCACGCUUCCUGUAUCGGCUUCAUGCUAGACUUCUCAGACUUCAAAUACGACAAAAUCCCGGCUCUCGGGAAGAAUCUCCCCGCCAAGGUAAAGCUUGCCGUCAUGCUACGAGGCGGAAAUUAUGAUAGGGUGGAAUACGCCGAGCUCAAUGACCGUCGGUCAAGAACAUCAUGCAGCCUGCAACGCUGA